Messenger RNA from Ixodes scapularis (black-legged tick), 837 nucleotides. RefSeq names its product trypsin delta-like. The transcript is spliced from 6 exons. Bases 1 to 837 code for a protein of 278 amino acids. The record is from RefSeq and is a predicted model, not a curated record. Gene Ontology annotation, molecular function: serine-type endopeptidase activity. NCBI's taxonomy places the organism in Eukaryota, Metazoa, Arthropoda, Arachnida, Ixodida, Ixodidae. Gene Ontology annotation, biological process: proteolysis.
AUGAUGAUGAUGAUAAUAGCGAUCAUGAGUAUUUGUUUUCUUAUAUCUCGCGCAGCUUAUGGUGCAGUUUGGCCCGACCGUAACUGCGGUAGAAAAGAGGAGCCUCUCAGCCUCAGGAUUGUUGGAGGGAGGCCGGCAGUGGCGAAGGAAUUUCCCUGGAUAGUAUCCAUUCAGACGGAACUAAACGUUCAUAAGUGUGCUGGAUCUAUCAUUUCGGCAGACGUGAUCCUGACAGCUGCGCACUGCCUCGAAAAUACGAUACCCAAAGAAAUCAGAGUUCACGCUGGAUUUAUAAAUCUUAAGAAUGCGGAACCCUACAAACAAGUUCGAUUUGCGAGCGAGUUCAUUUUUCACGAGGAUUAUGCUGCCCAUGCCAAACUUUACAAGAAUGAUGUGGCCCUCAUCAGGCUAUCUCGUCCAUUUAACUUGGAGGAGAGCCACGGAUAUAUUGGAACGAUUUGCAUUCCCGAGUCAAGUUCCAUAGCGAGAAAUAUUGUGGCCGCCGGAUGGGGAGAUCUCUCACACAAUGGCCAGAGUCCUGAUUCAUUAAUGACUGCAAAAGUUUCCAUCCAGAGUUCUCACAUGUGCACUCGACAGAGCAAACUCUAUGUACAAUCAGUAAUGUUCUGUGCCAGCAGUCCAGGAAAAGAUACGUGUAAGGGAGAUUCCGGUGGCCCCGUUCUUCAGGAAAAAGGAAAUGUAACAGUCCAGGUUGGAAUUGUUUCCUUCGGCAGAGGGUGUGCCGAAACACCUGGAUACUAUGUCAGGUUGUCCUCCUUCACAAGCUGGAUUGAAGAUCAGAUGAUUAUGCUGGGAUAUACUGUUAAAUCGACGUAA